This is a messenger RNA of Corythoichthys intestinalis (scribbled pipefish), 4000 nucleotides long. Its product is annotated as gastrula zinc finger protein XlCGF26.1-like. NCBI's taxonomy places the organism in Eukaryota, Metazoa, Chordata, Actinopteri, Syngnathiformes, Syngnathidae. Gene Ontology annotation, biological process: regulation of transcription by RNA polymerase II. The record is from RefSeq and is a predicted model, not a curated record. The coding region runs from base 209 to 1966 and encodes 585 amino acids. The transcript is spliced from 6 exons. Gene Ontology annotation, molecular function: DNA-binding transcription factor activity, RNA polymerase II-specific; RNA polymerase II cis-regulatory region sequence-specific DNA binding. Gene Ontology annotation, cellular component: nucleus.
UGGAACUACCAAACGCUUCAACACUGAAGUUUCAGCACGUUUCUAUUUCCGGUUCACUUGACGCAACAUUUGUUUACCAUCCGGGUUGAGCAUUACUUUGGUGUACUGUUCUCCUAACCAAACGAGCGCCUUCAAAACAUUCUCAUCGGAUGCGUCAAAUUACUACUGACUGAAGGCCAACGCAGUCCCAAACAUCAAGGGUAGAGACAUGGAAAUUGAAGAGAGGAAAUCCAGGUCACAACGAACAACUAACAAACUAAAGGAAAUGAAGUGUCCCACAGAUGUCACCGUAGAAGAUCAUCACCACGAGAAGCACGAUCCCCUCCACUUUAAGCAGGAAGAGGAUUCCGAGAUGCCGUACAUCAAACAGGAGGCAGAGUCAGAGAACCCCGACAUGAAAGAAGAAGACCAGGAAGUUGGAAUCCCCAAAUUUCCAAUGGGUGUCGGUGUGAAGAGCGAAGAAGACGAAGGACCAAGCGAAGAGAGCCGAGCAGCGAACCCUUUGAGCGACAGCUCAUUUCAGCACGUGACAACAAAAGGAGAUCAACCGGACAGCCUCUCAGCUCCGCUUUCGGACAGCGACGACAUAACGUCACAUUCUUCUGACUUUAAUAAUGAUGAAGAGGAGGAUGACUUUGACCAAAAUGCUUCAAAAUCUUCAAACAAGUCAUCAUUGAAAAGAGACAAACAGCAAUGUGCGGUUGGGAAACCAUUCACCUGCACACUUUGUGGUAAAAGAUUUCCUCGGAAUUCUUCUUUAAAUAGACAUAAGCUCAUACACACUGGAGAGAAGCCUUUUGCCUGCACACUUUGCGAUAAGAGAUUCAUCGAUAAGGAACGUUUAAACAAACACACAAGAACACACACUGGAGAGAAGCCUUUUGUCUGCUCACUUUGUGGUAAAAGAUUCACUGAGAAGACGAAUUUAGAAAGGCAUAAGCGUACACACACCGGAGAAAAGCCUUUUGUCUGCUCACUUUGUGGUAAAAGAUUCUCCGAUAAGAAAGGUUUAAAUAGACACACAAAAAGACACAUUGAAGAGAAGCCUUUCGCCUGCACACUUUGUGGUAAAAGAUUUUCUUGGAAUUCUUCUUUAAAUAGACAUAAGCUCAUACACACUGGAGAGAAGCCUUUUGCCUGCACACUUUGCGAUAAGAGAUUCAUCGAUAAGGAACGUUUAAACAAACACACAAGAACACACACUGGAGAGAAGCCUUUUGUCUGCUCACUUUGUGGUAAAAGAUUCACUAAGAAGACUAAUUUAGAAAGGCAUAAGCGUACACACACUGAAGAAAAGCCUUUUGUCUGCUCACUUUGUGGUAAAAGAUUCACUGAGAAGACUCAUUUAGAAAGGCAUAAGCGUACACACACUGGAGAAAAGCCUUUUGCCUGCACUCUUUGCGGUAAAAGAUUCUUCUAUAAGAAAAGUUUAAACCGACACACAAGCAGACACACUGAAGAGAAGCCUUUUGUCUGCUCACUUUGUGGUAAAAGAUUCACUGAGAAGACUUAUUUAGAAAGGCAUAAGCGUACACACACUGGAGAAAAGCCUUUUGCCUGCACUCUUUGCGGUAAAAGAUUCUUCGAUAAGAAAAGUUUAAACAAACACACAAGCAGACACACUGGAGAGAAUCCUUUUGCCUGCACACUUUGCAGUAAAAGAUUCACCGAGAAGAGACUUUUAAACCAACACACAAGAACACAUAUUGGAGAGAAGCCUUAUGCCUGCACACUUUGUGAUAAAAAAUACUCCACAAAGGAAUAUAUAAAAAUUCACAUGAGAACACACACUGGAGAGAAGCCUUAUGCUUGCACACUUUGUGAUAAAAAAUACUCCACAAAGGCAUGUAUAAACAUUCACUUGAGAACACACACUGGAGAAAAGCCUUUUGCAUGCUCACUUUGUGGUAAACGAUUCACUCGGAAAGGAAAUUUAGUAAUGCACGCAAGACGCCACACUGAGUAAAACGGUGGCGUCACCAGGGCGUGGCCAGCCCCCCCUUAAUUUUGUUGGCUACCCCACUUGCCACCCUGCUUGCCAGUAUAUCGUUACAUUGUUAUACCAUCAGUUAUUAGAGGUGGGCAAAAUUUCCGAUAAUUAGAUUAUUUGGGAUUUGGCCGUGCAAGAUUCGAGAACGAUUCACAAACAUCCAAAUUCCGAUUAUGGAAAUAUGUCAAGUAAAGCGGAACUAAAACACAGUCAUCGCGGUCUUCAGGACGCAAUGAGGAACGGACUGCAUUGCGUCCUGAGUGUAAACAUCAUGCUUGUCAUUACACGGGUAUGGGGCCGGAUCUAUGGGGGGGCCGGGGUGGGCACGGCCCACCCAGACGUGAGUCGUGCCCACCCAAUCAAAAUGUUGGUGUUCUGUUAUGCAUAAAAGAUUGAUUUGUGAUUGAAUACCUGGGUUUUAUUACUUUUACGUUUUAUUAGCAUCAUCUAGUGGAAGUCUUAAUUUACUGCAUCUCAUGCGCACUUUAUUUGAAAGAAACUGCAACACGGAAGUGACGUUGUUCAGUAGAGAAUCACACGACGACGGCCGCAGUCAGUUCACGCAGUCUCUGUGACCACUUUGCCUUGAAUUUGAAGUUGCAUCGCCGGUAUGUAUUGUUUAAAUGCGUUUAAAAACGUAAAUAUGUGAACUGUGUGUACUUCAGUGCAAAAAAGGGAGACAAGUUUCAUGUUAAGUGAGUCUGUGAUAUGCUAAUUACCCACGAGUUAGAGGGUCGGCAAAAGGGCGUCUCGGACACUCUGCUAAUUGUUUAUUCAUAUUUUCAUAUGCAGUUUGCUACAGAUAGGGCAGUACAUAUGCGAUUUCAUAUAUUGUGCAUAUUUUGAUAGUGUUGUUUUGUCUGUUUUCUUUAGUUUCACCCUUUUGAGUUUUAAUAAACAAAGCCACGUCUGCAGAGUUGUUCAUACGAGAAAGGUGUUCAUAGCCACGACUAUCAGGACGGCACAGUCAGGAAUAUUUAUUGUAGCGUCGCACUGGAUAUAGAGAACGCACGGAGAGUUGGUCUAACCUAUUUUUUUAUUGCAGGAUUAACGGUUACUGUUGGCCGCAACCACGCCCAACAAGCAAUCACCAAAACAAGGACAAAAGCCAGUGUCCUACUUGCGCCGGUCCCAAGCCCGGAGAAAUGCAGAGGGUAGAAAAAAGCCUGCAUUGGGGGUGCCCCCUCAAGUUUUCUUAGUGCCCACUCUGGUGGGUAAACCUAGAUCCGGGCCUGCACGGGUAAUGACAAAGCUCAACUCACGGCUCCAGUUCACCUCAUGCCGCUAGAUAAAAAAAAGAAUAAUACCUGACUGCUGCCGACAGCCGCUACAAACUACGUCCACAUCAUGCUACGAUGCCUCAAAUUACUACUGACUGAAGGCCAACGCAAUCCCAAACAUCAAGUCAAAGGGUAGACAUGGAAAAUGAGCAGAAGAAAUCCAGGUCACAACGAACAACUAAAAAACAAAAGAAAAUGAGGUGUCCCACAGAUGUCACCGUGGAAGAUCUUCACCAGGAGAAGCACGAUCCCCUACACGUUGAGCAGGAAGAGGACUCCGAGAUGCCGUACAUCAAACAGGAGGCAGAGCCAGAGACCCCCGACAUGAAAGAAGAAGACCAGGAAGUUGGAAUCCCCAAAUUUUCAAUGGUUGUCGGUGUGAAGAGCGAAGAAGACGAAGGACCAAGCAAAGAGAGCGGAGCAGCGAACCGUUUGAGCGACAGCUCAUUUCAGCACGUGACAACAAAAGGAGAUCAACCGGACAGCCUCUCAGCUCCGCUUUCGGACAGCGACGACAUAACGUCACAUUAUUCUGACUUUAAUAAUGAUGAAGAGGAGGAUGACUUUGACCAAAAUGCUUCAAAAUCUUCAAACAAGUCAUCAUUAAAAAAGGACACAAAGGAAUGCGUGGUUGGGAAACCAUUCACCUGCACACUUUGUGGUAAAAAAAUUUUCUCGGAAUUUUACUUUAAAUAGACAUAAGCCCAUACACACUGGAGAGAAGCCUUUU